This is a messenger RNA of Trichomonas vaginalis G3, 17487 nucleotides long. RefSeq names its product Second domain of FERM family. The transcript has a single exon. The record is from RefSeq and is a predicted model, not a curated record. The coding region runs from base 1 to 17487 and encodes 5828 amino acids. Gene Ontology annotation, cellular component: cytoskeleton. Lineage: Eukaryota; Parabasalia; Trichomonadida; Trichomonadidae.
AUGGAAGGGGUUGUAACUCUCUAUACCGUCUCACAAGACGCCCCGGAGAACUACCAACCAUUCCAAUAUUAUUUAGAUUAUACAGGAGAUGAAGCAGUUCAAACUGCUAAGCAAUAUUUAAAUAUUCCUCCUAAUAUUACAUGCAAUGCAUACGUUCAAAAAGCUGACGGCUCAACAUUCUGGCUUGAUAUGAUUCAAACGCUUAGAAUGCAAGGCCUUGAGCAAGGAAAUGUUAUCGGUUUACAAUAUGUUGCCCCACCGCAACCCGAAUUCAACAAUCAACCAAUGCAAGCAUUGAACACCGAUUUUAAUCAACAGAUGCCAUUUCAAGAUCCACAAUUUUAUCAACCAGUCGAGCAACAACAGUUUUCUCAGUUUGAUUAUAGUGGAUUGCAGGCACCUCCAAUCGAUUCAAUGCCAUAUAUGUCUACUUCGUUUGACUCGAUUAUUGCACCUUUCGCUUCCUUGGAAGGUCUCCAAGCUCAAUUUUACAAGACAGACGAUUUCAGCGACGCCGCACAAUUUGCUACAGGCAUGUUUGCCAAUUUCAACUUCAACUUUGCUAUGCAAGAACCAGAAACUAUUGGACCCACGAUUAUCGCGAAAUCUCUGAAUAUAGAUGAUGAUGAAGUUACAAUCCUUGGCACCAUGAAUGACGAAUACGAGUUUAACAUUAACUCCUCAAUUGCAGAUUUCAACACCAACUUUGGCUGGGGUGCUGCCUCUGGUGAUGCUGAAGGUGGAGGUGAUGUCAGCGAAGAAGUCGUCACUUUAUUCACAUUUUUCGCUUUCAAGGAAAAGUCCGUUAAAGUCAUCUACAGAGUUUACGACAACUUGCAAGACUGCUUGCAAAUGGCUUUCAUGACUAUGGGAAAGGACAUGGAAGAAGAAAUGGCCAUUCUCAUUACACAGGAAAAUGGAAGUGAUCCAGUUUGGUUCGCAGAAGGAAAGUUCCUUUCCGAUUACAAUCCUUCACAAUCAACCGAAAUUCACCUUUUCAACAGAUACACUUCGGUUACAGUUCAUUCUCAGCAUUAUAAAUCAAUCAAAAUUACUCUCGAUAUUACUAAGCCUGUCAGCGAAUUGGUUGGCGACAUCGCUCAGGCAUUAGAUCUCGAUUCUUACCACUGCUUCACAUUGUGCUCAAUGGAGAAUCCAAAUCAACCGAAGUACAUGUCCAUUGAAAAAUCUAUCCCAGAACAAACGAAAGUUCUCAAGGAAGUUAUUUUCAUGAGACAAUACUACCUCUUCUCAUUGGAAGAUAUUACAACAAUGCAGCAAGCAAUUUACGCAUUCGAAGAUGCCAAAGAAUUGGCAAACAAGAGCAAACUCGAACUCAAAAAAGAAGAAGUUCUUAAAUACGCCGCUUACAACUACGUAGCCACGAACAAAGGUGAUAUGACCAAUGUACCAGACGAUGUCUCUCCUUACUUGCCACAGAAGCUCGGCGAGAAAGGAAAAGACGCCGGAAAAGGUGAAUCAGUCCAAAAAUUCCUGGACAAAUACGGCCGUCGCUUAGACCACUUCAACGCCAUCAAGAACUUCAUCGGAUUACUUAGACAUAUCCCUGGAUUUGCCGCUCAAUCCUUCGAUUGCCAUAUUACAACAAAAAUUCACGGCGAAGACGUUGACAUGAACGUUAUCGUCGAAGUCAAUCCAUAUCGUCUUUUGAUCCGUGACAGAUACGGAAAUAUCGAAGAACGUGUCUCAUAUACUGAAAUUAUCUACGUCCAAUGCGUUGAUACUCUUGAUAUCCGUUUCGCUCCAUGUGCUGGCAAGAACGCUCUCUACCAGUUCGAAUCAGAUAACGUCGAUCAGAUGUACAAACUUAUUUGCAGAUAUCGUGAAAUCACAAACAAGAUUUACACAGAUAGAGGUCGUAAGUUUGCAAACAAGGGUGAUUUCCAUACACUUAUUACUGAAAAAACUGCAAUUUACCUUGGUGCAACAACAGAUCUUGGCGAUCAGCAGAUCAAAGAGUUCAAGUUCGACAGAAGAUUCUCAGGAUCCAUUCUUCGCAAGGCCUGCGAGCAGUACCUUGGUGUUCCAGAGGAUCCCAACCAUGUUUGCGUUAUUCAUCUCGUCGAUACAGUUUAUCGUUGGGUUAAAGACGACGAUAUCCUUCAGACAUACUCAUUACAGGAUGGUAUGGUUGUCUAUCUCCUCGACAGGAACAAAAAUAUCAGAAUCCAUUAUCCAGAUGACUCGGUUAAGACCGUCAGAGUUGAUAUAACCAAGACAAUCGAAGAGAUCUCCAAGGACCUCUUCAAGAAAGCAAGGUUACCAGUCAUGCUCGGCUACACUUUAUGGUGGCCAGAUCCAAACAAAAACAUCAUCCCCCUGGAUUUCCGUUUAACUCUCCCUGAACAAGUCGAUUACUACAAUGAACUUUACUUCAAGAGAAGAUUCUACGUUCUUACCAGUGAAGUUCUCCAAGCUACAUCCGGUGCUGUACAAACUGUCAUUGAAUGCUCCAAAUACUGCAACGAACAAGGCUUCAAAGUCGAAGAAAAAGAUAUGAUUAUGUUUGGUCUUACAUAUCUUUAUGCAAUGGGAACACGCGGUAUCCACAAAGGCAAAUACGAACUUGCUGAUAUUUUGCCACCAGGAAACAACGUUCCAGCCAAUAUCCAGAACCAAUUCGCCGAAGCUUUGAAGGAAUCAAGAGCAAUGACACAACUUUCCGCAGCAAAGAAAUACAUCGGUAUUUGCAGAGGUUUCCCAGAUUUCGGUGUCGAGAAACACAAAUUCUCAUCGUACAAGGAUGACUACGGAAAAGGAGCAAGCAUCAAGAAAGGAUCAAUUGCAAUUGGUCCAUUCGGAUGCACAAUUCUUGAUUCAAAAGGAAGCUUAGUUUAUGAAAGAAUUCCAUAUCGUGCCAUCAAGCAGUAUUCAUCAUCAUUGAGCAAUUUCAAGUUGAUUUUCCAGUACCACAAGUAUACAAUCACAGGUUUCUUCAAGAUCAGAGAUUCCGAAACAAUCAAUAUGUUGUUGACAUACAACAUCAACUUGAACCACGAUUUGCAGAUUCUCAACAAGGAAAGAGAAGCUGAACGCAGCCACGAAACAUUGCUUAAAGUCAACGGUGGCUGGAAAGAUGAACAAGGAAGAGUCCAUGGCCCGAUGAUCGAUCUCAGAGUUGGUGUUUGGGGUGAAUCACAACUUAAAGAUGCUUUGUGGUUCGAUCUUGAAACACCACAGCCACAAGUUUUGGAGUCAGCUCUUGCAAUCACUGCUACUGACCAUAACCAAGAAUAUGCAACAUUAAUACAGAUCUUCAAAGGUAUUAACAAAUGGUUACUUCCUCACAUGGUUCUUUCUGAUGUUCAUCCAUAUCGUGAUGGCAUUAUUUACCUCCAUCCUGCAAAGUUGAGGAUCAAAUUCAUCACAUCAGAUCAGAGAGGAAAGACAAUCGAAAUUGUCACAACAAAGACUGUCGAAGAACUCAUCCCAUUGAUUGCAGAAAAGUUGAAAUUCAAGUACUACUCUGGCUACGCUUUGUUCAAACAGGGCAAGAAGAAGCUCAGAACAUUGGACAACUGGAAGACAAUCACAGAACAAAUCAACAGAAUCUGCGAUUUACACUUCCGCCGCUUCUUCUUCAUCAUUAACAAAGCUGAAUUCGAAGAUCCAGAUGCUUUGCUUCAGCUCUACUAUGAUGUCAAGCAGUUAGUUCUCGAAGCAAAGGUUGACAUGCAACUCAAACAAGCUGUUGAACUCGCCGCCAUGAGUAUCACAGCUGAAGUUGAGAAACCAACUUCGAAGAGUGUUCCUGAUAACAUUGCACCAUUGUUACCAGAAGGAAUGUCUUUCCACAGGAGAAAUCGCAAUGAUAUUAUUGAUUACGUCAACAAGAACAAGCAGUUAUCAACAACAGAAGGAAAGAUCAAGUACAUCAACAUCGUCAGAGCCAUGCCAACAUUCGGUGUUACAAGACAUAACUGCACUUACAUCCAGCGUGAUGAAAAAGGUGUUGCUGAAAUUCCAUCAACAAUCAUGGUUGGUCCUUCAAGAACAUUCGUUGUCCACAAGACUCUCAAUGAACAACUCGCACAAGCUGAAUACAAACAUUACAUCAAGACAGAGUAUACUGACACUGAAUUGUUGAUUAAGUAUUCAUCCGACAAAGAAACUAGUACACAGCACAUCCUUGUCAGAGCAAGUGAUCCAUCAAUCAUUGCAUCAUUCAUCACGAAGCACAUCGAUAUGAUCAACAAGUUGUUGCUCGAAAGAUGCAAGGAUUACGAUCCAAACUCCGAUCCUCUCAUGUCAAAGGAACGUGUUGUUUUGAGAACAUCUUUUGGCUGGAAAGUCAAAGAAUCAGAUCCAAUCCAGUUAUACGAUAUGAGAGCAAAUGGCGCAAACUUGUUAAAGAGAGCAGGCAAAUUCAUCAAACUCGAAGAAGACAUCGAAUAUUCACCAUUACUUAAGCUCACAGAUGAUGAAUACAGAUGGAUUGCACCAGACCAAGUCCUCGAAUCAUUAUUCCCAUGCGAUUACAUGCUCCUUCAGAUCUUCCCGACAUUGGUAAACAUCAAUGUUCACCUCGAAGGAGAGGCAUCUCGCACAGUAACAAUCAACAUCACGAAGCCAUUGAAGGAUUUGAUUCAAGACAUCGCUGAUAGAUUGUUUGUCGAUUACUACAUCGGCUACACACUCUUCAUCGAGCGUCCAAACAAACCACCGCUUCCAUUGGAUCUCUUCUACUCCAUUCCAGAACAAGUUGGUGAAGCUCAUGAUUUCUUGUUCAAGAGAAGAUUCUUCUCAUGGACAAGAGAAGACAGACAACAAGACUUCGUUGUCAGAUCAUUGUAUCCAGAUGUCAAGGCGAAUAUCAUGAGUGGUAUUCCAACAUUGAACGAUACAAAGCCACAGGAACUCGCUAUCUACAUGAUCUAUGCAGAAACACAAGAGAAAGAUCCACAGAAGAUUAAGAUUCCUGAUCAGAAUUCUCUAUUCCCGAAGAGAACUAACUCCGAGAAAAUCAACAUGGAGAACAUUAAGAAAUAUAUUAAGACAAACGACCCAUUGAAGCCAAUUGUUGCUGUCAAGAAAUACAUCCAAGUUGCAAAGAACUGCCCGAACUUCGGCUCAGAAAUCUUCAAUGUCCAACUCUCCGAUGAUACAAAGAUCAAAACUCCAGCAGACAUCAAAGUUGCGAUCGGUCCAAAUGGUGCUUUCUUCUCAGGUAAGUACAUAAAAACUAAGCCAGAUGGAACAGAAGAAACGGUCAAGAUGAAUGAAAAGGUCGGUUAUCCAUUCAUCCACGAUUACUUCUUGAUGGUCGAUCACGUCACAAUCCGUGUUUCUCAGCCAAAUGGAUGCAUUAGAAGCUUCUAUCUUACAUCAGACAAAGCUCCAGCGUUCUAUUCGGUCAUGAGACAAUACAUCGAAAUCAUCAAUCCAUUCAUCAAGCAACGUGAGAGACUCCAGUCCGCAAACGAAGAUUUGAAGAAGAAGAUCACAGGAAUGAUCGACUUCCCAAUCAAGAUCGCCGUUACUCGUCGUUUGGACCAUCCAAAUCCACCACAAUUCAAGUUCGGAAGAAACUUCACAGGCUCCAAAAUUAUUGAUUUGUCACUUUUCUACUAUGUUUUGCCAAUUGAAAAUGACAAGUGGUGUUUGCUUUACAGAGACAAGAACAUGGAGUUCAGCUGGUUCAAACCAUAUCAGAAACUCCAAGAGUUCAGUCCUGAUCCACAAGAUCUCAUCCUUUUGUUGCAGAAGAUUCCACAAAUCACAGUAGCAAAUGAACAUGGAUUAGUUCACAAAUUCGAUCUCGAUAUCACACAGAACAUUAUCGAACAGACACAAAUUACAAACGAGUACUUCAAGCAAGGAUCACAUCUUGGCUUCACAUUCUACAACACAACAGAAGACAACAAAUUACAUCCACUCAAUUUCUCAUUCUCUCUUCCAAUUCAGACGAGAUAUUACAGCAACCUCACAUUGCGUAGAAGAUUCUUCGUCUUCACACAAGAGAUGUUCGAUGAUAACCUUUCUUUGUUCUCCAUUUACAAGGAUUCAAAGAACUUCGUCCUUUCAGGAAAACUCGUCUUGAAUGUUGAGAAAGCAAUUGAAUUGGCCAUUUUGUCUCUUUACGCUGAAGCAAGUGAUCAAGCUAAAGUUCUCGAAAAGAUGGUCAAUGCCAAGCCAGAACAGAUCCAGUUGCUCUUCCCACAAGCCAUUGUUGUCGAGAACAACCUUGCUCAGAAGUUCUCAAAGGCAUUGACAGUUCAACCACCUCUUGAAAAGUCUAAGGCUGCAAGAACAUACAUCAAUUCAAUCAUGAUGAUGCCUGGCUACGGUGAAGAAGUUUAUGAUAUCGAUUUCUUGUUCAGAGAUGAUAACAUGGAAGGAGAUACAAUCGAAUUCCAGCCUGGCCGUAUUUCAUUAUCACCACGUUCUAUUUUGCUCAUCAAUAACCAAGCAUUCAUUGUUGGUGAAAUCUUCUAUCCAUUCUUGGCUGAUUGGUUAGUAAUUGAUAGUACAAAUAAUUCAGUAUGCAGUGACAUUCUCGCUGUCAAUGAUCAAAUGGUCAUUGUCUUCCAGUACAGUGAUUUCCAAGGAAACUCUUAUUCCGUUGAAGUCCAUUCAAAGGAUAUUGCAGUUAUUGCAUCAUACAUUUCCAACUUGCUUGAAAUCUUUGAUAUGCCAAACAUCGGUACAAUCAUUGAUUACAACCAAGGUCUCAACUUCAAGAGAGAAGUUGUUGUUGAAGAAGAUUUCGAUAUCGAUUACUUCCAGCACGAUUUCGAUCAGAUCACAUCUUUGGAUUUGGAUCUUGGCGUAAAUGACACAUUAUUCCAUCGCGAUGAUGACGAUGUCGUCAUUGAUGACAUGGGAAUCUCCUUCGAGAAGAAAGAAAUUAAUGAACAAGAAGUUAAUUUCGCAGAUGCAACAACAGAUAUCGUUGAUGAGGAUCUUGAAUGGCGUGCGAACACAGAUGGUUUGCAACACCAGAGAACAGGAAGAUUGCUCGACAUGUUGCAAGUUCAACUCGAUAUUCCAACAGAAGAAAUCGAGAAUCUCAAUCCAAACCAGCUCUUCCAGCAAUUUGCAACUCUCAACGAUGCAAUCAACACAUUCGUCCAGGAAUGCGACAACGAUGAUUUACGUGACAGGUUCUUGAACAUCAGAUCCAACAUCGAUGCUCUUUGCGAUACAACACAGAGCAUCCUCCAAAACGACCAAGAACUCAGCCCAUUCGCAGAACAGAUCCAUGCACAGUUAGUCACUGCUUUGCAGGCAAUUCCUGUCGCUAGAUCAACUUCUGAUUUCGUUUUCGAGAACUUCAAAGUCACUAUCAAAGAUCAGAUCAACCAGACGCCAAAUCUCAUCAAGAGAGAAAUGCCAGAGAUCUCCAAAGGUCUCAUUGGAAUAUCAGAUGAACAAGAACUCAUCGCUGAUACAUUGCUCAAACACGCUGCUCAUCUCAAAGCACAUAACAUCGAUACAUUCGAGAUCCAGGCGAAGUUGAGGAAUACAUCAUCGACAUUAACAAGAUUAGCUUCAACAUUGGCUGAACAGAAGAAUGUCACAAUGAUCACUCCUCACUUGGUUCCACAGUUCCAGACUGCUUCUGCAGAACUUGCUGAAGUCGGUGCCAUUUUGGAUACACUCAAACAAGAUGGUGUUUCAAUCGAAGAUCUCGGUGAAGCACACAGCAAGUUCAAGCAAUUGCUGGCUGCAACACACGCAAUGAUCAAAGAACAGACACAGCAAUCAUCAGAAAUCCAGAAGAGAGAUACACUCAUUGUUAUGGGUAACGAUGCAAAUAUCCCAGACUUGAUCAGGCAGUUAGAUGAUCUUCCUAACAACAAGAUCAAUUCUCUUACAGACGAUGCAAAGGCAAUGGUUAAAUCCGCUUACGAUGCUAUUGAUGAACUGAAGAAAGUUCUAUCACAGUUGAACAACAUGCCAACAAGCGAAGCAGCGAGAUUAGAAUCAAUUGCUCAUCUCCACAGAACAAACGAAGCAAUUAAAGAUGCUUUGAUACAAUUGCAGAAGUUACCAUUCGGUGGAGAGCAUCAACCAGUCUUGAUGAAACUCAUGGACAUCCAGAAAUUAGUUGCCAAUCAAUUGGAUUAUAUUUCAACAAGAAAUAUCACUCCUAUCUCUGUUGCCAAAGUUAAUGAUGAUAUCAACUAUUUGUUGAACUUCGUUGGCAGAUUGAACCGCCAAACAAUCGAUCAGAUUGGAGAAAACAACAUGGAAAUCAUCAACAAACUCAAGGACUACCAGUACAACUUGGCCCAGCAACAGAGCGCUCUCAUGGCAAACACUGUUGAUCAAAACGCUGUUUCUAAGGCACAAUCAUUGAUUUUGCAGUUGAAGGCCGAGCUCCCAGAAAUUAACUCAUCCAUCUCAAGAGUUGCAGGCAUCACAAGAGAUGCAAACAUCCCUGUGAUUAUGGAGAGAUUAGAUCUCAACAUCUACAAGGCAAUCAAUGAUCCAAUCGCUGAAGGUGAGAACUUGGCACUUUGCGAUUACGUUCUCAAGACUCAGGAAUCAAAUUACGCUGUUGCUAAUUUGAUCAAUGAAUUAACAGCGAUCUCGAAGUUACCAGCCGUUUGUGAAGAUCCAGAAUUGUCAUUCCGUUGCGCAAAGUCAAUUGAAAUGUCACAAAAGACAUAUUUGGACAUAAAUGAUGUCAGAAAUGACAUUGUUCAAAAUCCAUAUUCAAAGAGCGCUCAAGAUGCUUGCAGAGAUGCAAUCGUAAGGAACUUGGCAACAAUGAAGGAAAUCCAAGUCUUGGCACACAGAGUUGCUGAUGUUGCACAAAAUGUUAAAGUUGAUCAGUUAACUGAUGAAACAAUUUCAAGUUAUUCCAAUGUUUUACACGCAUUAAAUAAUGCACAAGUUGACAAACUUCCAGAGUUAUCCAUGAAAUCACAAUCCAAACCAGAAUUACUCAGCAAAGUUACUCCGGAAGAUGUCCAGAAGGUUAUUGAUGCGUUGACAAACAUCAUCCACGUUACAACAUAUUACGCAGGAUUACCUGAAGUUGUUUCUAAUCCAGAUUUAUACAACGCUGCAUCAAAUUACUACAACACAUUCUACCAGCAGUACCAGCAAGUCCAGCAGAUGAUGAACAAUCCAACACCUGAUUUGUACGAGAUCGUCAAAGAUAUCAAGGCUAGAUCCAACAAUUUGCACAAAGUUGCAAUGCAAUUGCCAACAUAUGCAAACACUCCAAACUCUGACAAAUCAAUCCCAUCAAUUGUCGCCUUGUUGGAGCAGAUGCAGCCUGAAGUUGAUGUUCAAUCACAAUCAGAAGUUGUUGUUACAUUCGAUGACAUCAAGAAGCAACUCAAGGAUACAUCUCCAAAGAUCAAGUCGUUGAACCACCUCAUUAAGAAGUUGAAGAAGGCUGACAAUGUCAAGGAGAACAAGGCAAUCAUUGAGAUCUUGGAAGACUGGUCUAAAUCACUCACAAAUGCUGCUGACAAACUCAAUGUUCACGCUGUCGAAUCAACAUACAACAAAUCAUUGGCAAUGAGUGAUAAAGCAGGUUUGUUGGUUGCUCAGAGAAAGUUGGUUGUCAUUCCACUUAAAGUUAAACAAGUUUUGACUAAGGAACAAUCAGAAGAAUUAGGAGCAUCAAUGAGUGCAUUCAACACGAGUGCUUUAGCAUCAAUUGCUUUGAUCCGUAACUUACCACGUUCAAAGAAGAUCGAACUCAACAAGACGAAACUUCCAAGAAUCACAGAAGACACAGAAAUCGAUGAUUGCGUUCCAUUGUUACAAGAUUACGCUUCAAGAAUUCGCCUUAUCUUGGAUCAGUUCGCAAAUCUUCCACAGAUCCAAGAAUCAGCCAAUUCUCUCAACCUCUUGAACCAGAUGAGAAAGAGUUUCGAGUACAUUGAUUACGACAAUCUCAAAAGAAUUGGCGAAAAACAAUUAUCAGAGAAAUUGGUGUCAAUUCACAACGCAACACCAGGAAUUAUCUCUGCCUGCGAACUUCUUCAGCCAUUAGCUGAUUCCGAUGCAUUGACUGUUGCUUUCAAGGGCUUCAAUGACUUCUCGAAUUCCAUCUACAAGAUGAUUUCUGUUCCACACAUGAACAACGCGAAAUCACAGGAAUUCAUCUCCCAAGUCAUGCCACAACUUCAACAAGUCGAUGCUGCAAUCACAAAAGUACAAUCCAAUCCAGCAAUUCAGUCGAAUUUGCUCCUUUCAAGUUCGAUCAGAAUCAUCCAAAACAUGGUUCAACAACAACUCAGAGAAUUACCAACACUCAAACCACGCCGCGUACAACAGGCUUGCGACGACAUCUACGGCUCAAUCUGUGCAGUUUUACCACAGAUUUACGAGAUAAACAACAUCUCAGAGCUCGAAGAUUCAUUGCAAUCUCUUGGUUACACCACAGAAACAUACACUGCUUUACCAGCACAGAGAAAGGCUAAGACAGAAUCAUUGAUAAUCAAAGACCAGUUGAUUUCCAAACAAGCAUUGAAGUCAUUAGUCGAACAUCUCGAUACCAAUUUGACAAAUGACAUCAAUGAAAUUGACAGCGAAUUAUACCAGAACAUCACUGAAUCCCUUAAAGUUAUCAAUGAUCACCAGAACAACGUUCCACAAUCAAUCAGAUUGGCUAUCAAAGAUCUCAUUCCAUUGAUGGCAAGAAAGAAUAAUACAGCAAUUAUUCCUUCAUGCAGAUUGAUUACAAAUGUUGACAACAGCUACGAAAACAAGACAGAAACACAGACACAAAUCGCUGUUUCUGCAACUGUUUCCGCUGCACAAACAUUACUUAAGAUGAACAAGGCAAUGAAGUACUUACAAGACCAAAUCAGAGACAACGCAAGGAAGUUUGGUCCUGAAGUACAAUACUACGAAACCAAAGCUUUGUCUUCUCUUAAGGAUUCCGAUGCCAAAUUGUUAGUUGAGUGCAGAACAUUACCAGCAGCAAUUCUCAACAUCGAACAGCUCCACAACAACAGAUCAGACAUCGCUUUACUCAUCCAAGCCCUCAAAGACAAUGAAAUUGUCAAAGGCAUCGUCCAGCCAUUGGAAGAAUCAUUAGUUUUCUUCAACAACACAUUACAUGAAGUAGACAAUUCCUUCGCUUCAAUUCUCUUGAAUAACUUGGAGAGAAUCGCUUACACAUUGGAUAGAAUCAAUAUUGAUCAUCCACAGCUUACUACUCCACAAGUUAUGGACUUCUUACACCAAGUAACUCCAUAUUUGAAGAAUGUAAACAGACAAACAAAUGUUGGCCGCAGAGAUUUGGCUCAGGUUUGCAGGAUCUACCAGCACUUCUUGGCCAAUGUUUAUAAUCACAUUAACUACAAGAAGAAGCAAGAAGAGAAGGAUGUAAGAGAAUCAGUUGAGAAACUCGAUCCAUUCAAGAAUUUGAUUGAAUUAUACGCAAAUCCAUUGACUUUCAACGACAAAGCUGAUACUUUGAACCAUCUUUUGGCUUCUUUGAUUCUCGCUUCAAAGACAUUUGAACACGUGAAACAAGAAGCACAACAGAACCCAGAACAAGCUGCAACACUUCUUGCUUCAACAUGUGAUUUGAUACAAGAAGUCGAAAUGACGAAUUCCAUUGCAGAACAAUUUGGAUACAGUGAUCCAGUAUCCAAAGAAAAGAUCACUAAAGUUACAAGCAAGAUUGAAGAAAUCACUGCUAAAUCACAUGCUGGAAUGACACAGACAACAGCAUCAGAUUUAACAGAACUCUCUAUUUUGUUAUGUGAUUUAGUUGAAAUGAUCACUAAACAACAGGAAAUCGACUUCAAUUCACAAGAUGCAAACAUUCAAAUCAAGGAUGUCAACACAGAACUUUAUCUUUCAUCAAUUACUGACCAGUCCUGCUACAACUUAGCUCUUCAAUCCAAUCAAUUGAUGCAAGGACUCAAGGAGAAGAUGAAGACUCUCAAGGCUGCAAGAGCAAACAAUUACCAAGCCUCGACAAACGUCAAAGAUUUCGUUAAGAAACAAGCAACACAAGCUGCUCUUUCCGCAUCAAGUUUGUCUGUUUCAUUGAAUCCAACACUUUCUAUCACUUCUUUGGAUCCACACAUCAUUGCUCCUGCAGUUAUUCAGUCUGUACAAUACGGACCUGUUUAUGCAGCAGCAGUUCCAAUUCUCCAGCAGCCGAAGUUGUCAUCAUCCAACACACAGUUGAUGAUACAACAGAGAUUGGAAGCUUUGAGACAGAAGGAAUUAUCAGAAUUCCCAGAUGUCGUCAAACAAUUGUCCAACAAGUCAUAUUCUGCAUUUACUCCAGAUCAAAUCACUGAUUCUAUUAUGUCAAUCCAAGAUCUAUUAUCAAAGGUUGACAAUUCACAAGCAAUUGAAGAAGCAUUGUCUCGUUUGACACCAUCACAAGUAUUAGCACAACAGCAUGUUCUUAAGUUUGCAAUCGAAGGAUUAACAAAUGAAACAAUUGAUGCACAGAUUGUUACAUCAGAUCAGGGAUUAUCUGCAACUAAACUCAGUUUGCUUGAAGCAACAGCUCAUAAACAAGCAACAUCUCCAUCAGAAUUAAAGAUCAGAACAGUUUCAGAUAUCAAUUCCGCAAUGAUGAAAGAUUUGUCAUUAGUCAAUCUCCUUGAAUCUCUUCAAGCUGUUUCUCAGCACAUGAUCUCGCAAACACCAGAACUUUGCCGUUUCGUCAAUACUCCAGAAGGACAACAACUCUUCCGUUCUCCAUUAGAUGCAGGCCAAAUCAUCGAAGCACAGCAACAAAUCCUGAGACAAAUUGCUUUGUCAGACAGCCAGGAGAACUUGGCUGCUUACACAAGAACAUUCACUCCAGCACAGAUGAUUAACCAACAGAGAUUAAUCACACAAACAAUCAACAUGUUGACAUCCGAUGAAGUCUAUGACAUCAUCAAUGACAGCAAUGUCGGAACAACUCCAAUCGAAAUCCUCAAGGCAGCAAACAUCAAAGUUCAGAACAAUCUCAAGGAAAGUGGUGAAGAAAACAACACUUCUUUGAUUGAUAUCGCAUCUCUCCACAAAUCACAGGAAUUCAUUAAUGAUUUGAUGGAAAGAGUCCAGCUCGCACAAGCACUGAUGACAGUCCAAAACGCUCACGAUGCUGCAACACCUGGCUUGCAUGCAAAGAUAGAAAAGAUCGAUGUCGCACAGCCAAUUGUUGGACAGUUCUUGGAACAGCUUUGCCCAGUUUUGAAGACACAAAUCGAGUACUGCAACUCUCCACAACAAUUCGCAGAAGUCAUUGCACAAAUGAAGACAGAAGACAUCGAUUCACAGCAGAGUUACAUCGCAUUCCUUGCUGGUGCAUUGACAACAUUACCAAGACAAGAACUCAACAACAUUCCAACAGUUUCAUUCCAAGAAUCAGCACGUGGUAUCAUUGAAAGAGUCACAAACAAAGUCAAUGAUAUCUUGUACAAUUCUCCAGAACAAUUAGCUGAUGUCAAUCCAAUUGAUGAUGAAACUAAUUACGAUGAAUUCACAAAGCAUAUCCAAGUUUUGAAUUCAUGCAUCACAGCAAACAACAUGGAGAGAAUUUUGUCUCAGAUCAGAUCCAAUUCUCAAUCAAUUGACCAACAGAUUAAAUCCGAGAAACUCCAGGAAGUUUUCAAUGACUCUAAAUUUGGUGUUAAUGAGGCAAACGAACUCAGAAACAACCUCUUAGUUCUCAACGACUUAGCCAACCAGUCGAAUGAAGAACUAGACCAGCGCAUCAAGUCAUUGAGUGAUGAGAAGUUGGUACAAUCAUAUUCAGUUGUUAUUGCAAAUCUCUUGAGAUUGAGUAACUUAGAUUCAGUUGCACAAAAGGUCAAAGCCAAAGGCGCCGAAGCCAGAAUCUUUGACAGAUCAUUGUUGAUUCAAGCAGAACCUCAUAAAGGAAUUGCACAGCACCCAAUUGCAGAAGUACUUCCUGAAGUCGCCGCAAUCAACGAUGAAUUACUCAAGACAUACAAGGAUUUGGCAAUUACAACAUUGUCAACGAACUUGUCCAAGCUUUCAUUCGAAUACGCCAAAUCAUUGGUCAAACCACCACAACAGAUCCAUCAAUUAUUAGCUGAGCAAAGAUCUGUAUUUACCUUGGAGAAGAUCUCUGGUCUCCAACAGACAAUGUAUCAGCAAAUUUACACAAUUUCUCAGCAAGAACAACAAGUUGUUGAUACAAUUGCACAGACACCAGAAACAGACAAAGCAGGAAUUGAGUCAAUGCUAGCUAAUUUAGCUCAAUUAUUCCAGACACCGGAAUACUUGAACGCUUGCACAAAUGACAUCAAUUUCAUUCCAAAUGAUUUGAAUGAUCCAAAGAUCAUCGAUCAAACUAACCAAGUUUCAGCCGCAACAAUUGCAAUGAAGCUCAUCCAGUACCAGCAACAAAUUCUCCAACAGAACAUGGACAUCAUUGCACAGAUGCCAUUGCAGAAUUCCUAUGUUUUGGAGAAAGUUUGCGCCACUGCAAAGGAAGCUCAGAACAGAGCAUUCAUCACAUCGAAGUUAAUUUCAUUGCAGAAAGAGUUGUUAACAAAGAACGAACAGUUAGCGAAGAUGGUCGAACAAGGAAGACAACAAGGAUCAAUGAAGAUCAACAUCAGUCCUGAACAAUUAGUUCAACUCCAGUGCGAAGUCAAAUCAUUAGUUUCCACACAGGCAACAGCAUCAAGAAUUGUUCCUUUGGCUGCAGGAAACGACCAAGAUCAGUUGAACAGAUUAUGCGUUAUCAACAACUUGGUUUCCAUUGUCAAACCAGAACAAACUGUUGUUACAGCAUUCUCCAACUUAAAUGACUUCAAUUCAUUGUUUGCUGACAUGUACAACACAACAACUGUUCCUGUCUCAAUCUCUUCCAUCCUCACGAACAAGCCAAAGACAGAACUCAUGGCUACAGCCAAUGCUGCACAAACAGCUGCAGGAUUGUUGCCUUUGUUGGCUCAGUUCUCUACAUUGCCAAUUUCAGAGUGCUCGAAUAUCUUCAGUUCAUCAAAUGUCGAAGCAAUCAAUAUCUUGAACAAAUUAAUGACUCCAAUUUCACAGAUGGACAGAGAUAUCUUAGUACAACAAUUGGCAGACUUGACACCACAAUUAGUUGCAUCUCUUUCCAGAGUUUCUUCAUCAAUCUCUGAUCCUGCAGUUAAAUCCGUCAUCAUCCCAGAUCCAACAAUCAUUUUGCAGACAGUUAACGAGAUCCAGAUGAAUGCUUACGACUUGAAUGAUCCACAUAAACUCGGCAGAUACAGACAGAUGUGUUCUUACUUAAUGCAGAUCUCAAAGAACUUGGCUGCUGCUUUAGUACAGCCACAGAAUGUCAACUUCGAGUUCAAGCCAGUCACAAACUGCGCAAAGAUUGUUGCAGCACUCAAAGCAAACGACAUCUCAAAGUUACACGCAGAAAUCAUCGAAUUCAAGGCUUUGAAGACAGCUGCAAUUGCAAUGAAGAAAGAAGAUCCAAUCAUCGAUGCACAGCUUGUUAACAUUUCCCAGAUCGAAGAUGCAAUCAACAGUUACUACAUCUCAGGAGUUGGUGCAGACAAGAACAUUUUGCCAGCACUUAAAGAUUCCGAGAAGAAGACAAUUGAUUUGAUCCAGAGCCAGACACCAAAUCCAUUCCAAGUUAUCGACGGAUUGCAGAAUCCAGUCAUGAUUGAGCAAAUCUUCACUGACGCGAGAAAGAACCUUGACCAGUCCACAAUCAAUCUUAUUUCCGCUGUCAACUCAAGAGACAAUGUCCGCGAGCAAGAUCUCAUCUCCGAAAUCAUCAAGUCUGUUGCAGAUUCACAGGCAGCGAUGUUCAGAGGAAUAGAACUCGCCAACUGCAACUCAGCACCAGUCUACACUGACUACAUCCACAUGAUUAACAGCUCAAUGGGUGCUCUCCAUUCCAUCAUCGAAAUCGGAAAGUCAUCAUCUGUUUCAAGCACACAAAUCAAGAGAGCAACAAGAUCAUUCAACAGAAUGAUCGCUUCUCUUGAAGACAUGAUCGACGAACAAGAUAUUUCCAAGCCACAAGCUCCAACAACUAAACUCGAACAAGUCAGAUUGGACUUCAUCAAGAGUCUCGCAAACUCUACAAGAAACAUCAUUACAACUGUUUCUGCAAGCGCUACAUCAAAGAUUCCUGAGUCAUUCGCUUCAAUCAUGAGCAUAGAGAAGCCAAGACUCGAAUCAGCAACAAUACAGUUACAUGAUGCUUAUGCUAGUUUGGUCCAAGUCAACACUGAUCCAACAGCAGGAAACGACUUCUCGAAGGAAUUCGAGCAGUUGUUCUCUGUUUUCAACGAGUUCAACAAGGUCAUCAAUGUUACAAAGGCUCCUCCACUCGAAAAAGUCACUACACAACUGAUCAACAUCUUCGAGAACAUGAACCACACAAUUGUUCAGUUGGAUAGAUUGACAGACAGAGACAUCAGAGUUCCAGAUAUGGAGAACGCGGAGAAGCUUCCAAAGGGAUUCCAGUUACCUCCAAUUCCAGAUACAACAGGAAUGACUUCUGCACAGGCAAUUCCUAAGUUUGAACAAAGUGUUCAGAAGUAUUCCGAUGCAGAAAACAAGUUCUACAAGACUUUGCAAGAUUCUCACGUUAAGAAUUUAGUUUUAGUCGAAGCAAUCAAGCCAGUUUAUGAUGCUGUUAAAGAAGUAACACAAUCAUUGUUGGCUGCUUCAGUAACUGUUCUUAACUUGGAUGCACAAAGAACAAUGACGAACUGCGCAUCAAUAAUCAGCGACAACUUCGAUCAGUUGAUCAAUUCCUUGAGAGACAAGUUCCUUCUCAAGGGUGAAUUCGACAUCGUCUCGCAGAAGAGCCGACAAGAAAUCAGAUCAUCGAUCGCAAUUGCAACAACAACAGCACGUUCCGCUCUCAAGAAGGAAGAGGAAGAACAACGCCAGUACGCUGCAACUGUCGCUAAAUACACAGCAGUCAUCAACCCAUUGCAAACAACCAAGGCACAGAUCGACGCAUUGCAGAAUUCUGUUUCCUCAAUGCCACCAAGCUUGGCAACAGAGUUAUGCAACUCCAUGAUCAAGCCUUCACAGGGUAUUUCCCAGACUUUGCUCACAAUCUUGUUGUUCUCAAAGGAUCACGACGGCGCAAUCAGAAACAUCGAUAGCGUUCUUCCUUUGGUCAACCAGAUCUCUGAACAACUGAGCCAGACGAACGAAUCGAUCAAGAAGGUCAUGGAAGGCGUAGAUGAACCAGAAACAAUUACAUCACAGGCAAUGCGCAAAUUGUCCGAAAUUGCACAACAGUUCAUGAAGGAUACUGAUACAAAGAACAAUGACGCGAAGAAGCUCAUUGACUUAGUCGGAACAUUCGGACAGGCAUGCGCAGGUAUCGCUAGAACAUCUGAACAAGCUUUGGAGACAAAGAAGCAAAGAGCUCAGGCAACAAGUCAAACUGUUAUUGGACAAGGCGGAAAAGUACUUGGAAAGGCACUUGUUUUACCAAAGACAAACUUAAUGAAGAGAUUAGAGUUAGAGUCAAGAGUUAUCAAGGCUAGAAUCAUCUUAGAAAGAUCAGAAAAGAAGCUUCAAGCUAUGAAUUAA